Molecule: messenger RNA, 2549 nt
Organism: Hypanus sabinus (Atlantic stingray)
Lineage: Eukaryota; Metazoa; Chordata; Chondrichthyes; Myliobatiformes; Dasyatidae
Product: insulin gene enhancer protein ISL-1
Exons: 5
Coding region: 226-1308 (360 amino acids)
Biological process (GO): axonogenesis; neuron fate specification; positive regulation of transcription by RNA polymerase II
Cellular component (GO): nucleus
Molecular function (GO): DNA-binding transcription factor activity, RNA polymerase II-specific; cis-regulatory region sequence-specific DNA binding
Source: RefSeq, a predicted model, not a curated record
GUGAGAAAGAUAAGGAGCAGUGAGCAUGAGCGGCGGGACAGCGCGCACCGCCUCUGUGCACAAUCCCUUCCCCAGUGUCUGGCAGCAGCGACCGCACUCCUCUUAACCGGCCCUGCUCUGUGGAUAUAACCAAGGACUCCCUGCCUCCCCACUCCUCCAAACAAAAAUACAAAAUCCAAGGGGAAAAAAAGCAAACAAAAACAAACUUUUGCACAAUAACAAGAAAUGGGAGACAUGGGAGAUCCACCCAAAAAAAAACGCCUUAUUUCUCUGUGUGUUGGUUGUGGGAAUCAGAUUCAUGAUCAGUAUAUUCUUCGUGUUUCUCCGGAUCUGGAAUGGCAUGCCGCUUGUCUAAAAUGUGCAGAGUGUAAUCAGUAUUUGGACGAAACCUGUACCUGCUUCGUUAGGGAUGGAAAAACAUACUGCAAAAGAGACUAUAUUCGAUUGUAUGGAACUAAAUGUGCAAAGUGUAACAUAGGAUUCAGUAAGAAUGACUUUGUGAUGAGAGCACGCAGUAAGGUGUAUCACAUCGACUGCUUCCGCUGUGUGGCGUGUAGUCGCCAGCUCAUCCCCGGUGAUGAAUUCGCGUUGCGGGAAGACGGACUCUUCUGCCGGGCUGACCACGAUGUUGUAGAGCGAGCGUCGGUUGGCCCAGAUCCCCUCAGUCCCAUGCACGGCAACAGACCCUUACAGAUGGCGGCAGAGCCCAUUUCUGUCCGACAGCCAGCUUUAAGGCCACACGUUCACAAACAGCCUGAAAAGACGACACGGGUUCGGACAGUUCUAAACGAGAAACAGCUCCACACAUUACGGACUUGUUAUGCAGCCAACCCCCGACCCGAUGCGCUCAUGAAGGAGCAGCUCGUUGAAAUGACAGGCCUGAGCCCCCGUGUCAUUCGAGUCUGGUUUCAAAACAAGCGCUGUAAAGACAAAAAAAGGAGUCAGCUCAUGAAACAACUGCAACAACAACAACCCAACGACAAAACGAAUAUCCAGGGGCUGACUGGAACCCCGAUGGUAGCUGCCAGUCCGGAGAGACAUGAUAGCAGUUUGCAAGCCAAUCCAGUGGAGGUGCAGAGUUACCAGCCACCUUGGAAAGUUUUGAGUGACUUCGCUUUGCAGAGUGAUAUAGAACAGCCUGCAUUUCAGCAACUGGUGAGUGCCAGCAACAUGCAGAACACCAUCAUCACCACCACAGUACAGACUUCACCAGAACUCACUGCAAUCAGGGGACCAACUACACACCAAUCCAUAUAUAGACAACUCAUGGAUAUAAAAAUUGCAGAAUCCCUCUUUUGCCAGCCUUAGUAUUUUGAUUUUGACGACCAUCAAGAACGUAGAGAGAAACUAUUUUGUUUUCUCCCAAAGUUUCAAGUAGUUUGUAUUUAACAUUAAACACUGGAGAUGACUGUUGGUGUCUGAAACAUAAGCUCUUUUCAUUAUAUAUAAAUUGUUAAUAAAAAAGCAUUUUAAAUCGAGUGUUGCAGACUUAAAGCACUACUGAUCAUGUUAAUGAAGGGAAGUGAUCAUAGGAUUGUAGGCAGGACACAUGAACCAAGAGCUAAGCUGAUUUCAGUUUAAUAUACCAUUAAAGGCAAUGAAACAAAAUGGAUGUUGUUUCUCUGUUGUCUCGGCUUUAGGCUCAGCAGUAAUAAAAGUGGUUCCUUGAUAAUAAUAGCCCCCAUCUGCUGCUCUGGGUAUGAAAAACAAAAUUGAAAAUACCUUAUUUCACCUAACUCUCCUGUAAAGGUGAAUGUAAGGUGUCUGGCUUUAUAUGGUCUAAAUGGUAACAGAGUAAUGUCCUUGAGUAAUUGGGUGUAAUUUAAUUCUUUAGCAUAUAUAUUAGCUGUUUAUUUUUAAGUCAUUGCAAAGCCACAAUUACUAUUUAGGUAAAUCUAAAUCAUGCUUCCCUCUGGUACAUACCUUACAACAUAUUUUGGAUACUUAAGUUAUAUACUGGUAUAAAGAUGUAUGCGAACUGCAUGUAAUGUACAAAUAAAAUGUCUUAACUUUGUAAAUCUAUUUCAGUUUAACCAUCUGAAGUUAAUGCCAGCCUCUUUGUAAGGUAUCCCAAGCAAAUGGUAGACAAAAGUCUAUAUGGGAAUAGACUUUCUUUAUUGGGAAUACUUCCAUGUCAUAUACAGCAUAUUUACACAUAUUUAAUGGCAGGAAACAUCAUUCUCUUGUUUCAGAUUGCAAAGGAAGUGUGCUACUCAAGAGUUAAACAACUCUGUGAUGUCUUACAAUAAAUUACUGAAAAAUAUAAUAAUUUAUGAUGUAUGUUUGGAGAGAAACUGUACUAUUUUACACUAUUAAACUUUGUUGCACUGGGAUUUGCAACUAGAUCUGCCUGUGAAUUGCUAUGAGACGUUGAUUAUUUGCUAAGGCAUUAUUUUAAUUUUAGCGAUAUACAGCACUUUAGAUAACUUGACAGACGGCACUUUAUGGUUUUAAUGUAAUUUGUUUGUUAGUGAUAACAAUAUUAAUGCAUCCCACUGUACAGCCAUAGUUACAAAAGUCAAAAAAUACAUUUCUAAUGAAUCCAAGCA